CAGCAGACGAUCUUCAACACCCGGCCGGAUCUAUCGCGUGUAUAUAUUACUGUGUACACACGACAUUCAGAACUGAACUGUGUAACCUAUUGAUUGUGAACAAGAUAAAUUGAACUUAUAAACAAGUGCUUAGUGUUGUAAUUUAAACGCCGGUAAAGAAAUUAUGAGAUAUAUUAUCUGAGCCGAAAAAUUAUCUCAGAACAAAAUGAAGCGUCUUCAGAAAUGCUGCUGCUGUGCUUCUACUCGGACCGGGUCCCUGAUCACUGCUAUCCUCGGCAUCAUACUUUCGAUAGCCACAAUCAUAUUGAUAUGGACGGUCAAGAAACACACAGUCUCAUUCAGCACAUUUAUCUUUGACAAGGAAUUCGACAAGAAGCUUUCAGACUUAGACAUUCCAAGGAUAAUUUUAACAAUAAAUUUAUGUUUCACUAUCUUGAUUUGCACACUUCUGAUCGUCGCUAUAAACAAGCGUCGGUCAUGGUUGAUGCUGCCGUGGGUAGUGCUGGGUAUCGUUUUGGCAAUCGGCUUGCUGAUCAGUAUCCUUCACACAUCUAUUACCUAUUACCUCGAUGAACACGAUCACGUCAUAGAAGCCACCGUCAUACUUGUAGGAGGAAUCCUAUAUUUAUGCUUAUAUCUCUACCUUUGGGCAGUUGUAUUCAGCCAUUACUUGGACGUGCGUGACGAAGAAGAACGUGGCCGAUACCGCAAAGCUCCUUACAGAAGAUAAUUUUUAAGCAUUCAACGCCCCCGUAAGGGAUUUUCUCUUAUGCUAUGGGUCCCAAAAAAGUACACCUUUAAGCCAAGAACGAAUACAGCCAGACACUGGAAACCAUAUACAUAUAUUUUUAAUAAAAAUAAUUACCGUGAUGGUGGUACUAUUUCAUCAUGGGACCAAUUUAGCGUCUAUUAAAAUCACCAUAGGAAAUAACGAAAACUCAAUCUAAUCUUUUCAAAAUAUAUUUUAAUGAAAAAAUAGCAACGCUUCUUUAGUUUGCAGCAGAAUAUUUUGCAUUAUUAUCUAAAUGUUAUUUUUAAUCUUUUACGUUAGCGGCCAAUUGUAAGAGCCAUAUUAUUUUAUUUAUAUUUCCAAGUUUCGCAAUUCGUUGUUACUCUAUCACAGAGCAAACUGAACGGAUUUUCGUUAAGACUUGAAGUGCGCCGGGUAUGCUACAAUGAAAAAUAAUGUGCUUUCUGAUUCGUGGUUUUCUAUACCAAUUGAUCUACAAAUCGACUGGUAAUGUAUGAAUCACAGGCAAGCAACUGUUAUAUUUUGGAAAAAUGCGACAUGUUUCAUCAAAUAUAAAGCGGGUGAAACCGCAGAGUACACAAAUACAUCUAGUAAAGAUUUAAACCUUUGACAGAAGUUGACAAAUUAAAAGAAUUAUUGUAAUUUCGCACUGAAGUAUGAAAGGUCUAUGUAAUUUUGACAUUAGUAUUUAUUUUUUAAGUAGCAUGUAUGUUUUGACUUGUGUGUAAAUAGAUAAUUAUUUUGACUUAUUCGAUUGUGUAAUCGUAAGAAUCAAAAAUAAUUUAUAAAUUUUAUAUAAUUAACUUAUUUCGUAGGUACUACUUUGCCUUAAUAUUUAACAAUUUUGUUUAAUAAAAUAUUUUUAUGAAA
Bombyx mandarina (wild silkworm) is the source of this 1621-nucleotide messenger RNA. RefSeq lists its product as uncharacterized. NCBI's taxonomy places the organism in Eukaryota, Metazoa, Arthropoda, Insecta, Lepidoptera, Bombycidae. The record is from RefSeq and is a predicted model, not a curated record.